This is a messenger RNA of Saccharomycopsis crataegensis, 1500 nucleotides long. RefSeq names its product basic helix-loop-helix domain-containing protein. Lineage: Eukaryota; Fungi; Ascomycota; Saccharomycetes; Ascoideales; Saccharomycopsidaceae. The record is from RefSeq and is a predicted model, not a curated record. Gene Ontology annotation, molecular function: protein dimerization activity. The coding region runs from base 1 to 1500 and encodes 499 amino acids. The transcript has a single exon.
AUGACCUCGUUCAAGGAAGACCUCAACAUUUGGCCUUUGUCCAACGGUAACAGCAAGUUCCCAACAGCAAUCAACGACCAGAUGUCCGAAGACGAUGAAUGGUUGAACGACUUGAUUGACAGGAAAUUCCCUAACAACAGCAACGGCCAAAAUAACUACAUGAUCAACACCGAUAUCCUGGACUACAUGCAAAAUAACAACAACACCCACUCAUCUCCUAGCUUUUCGAUGUCCGAUGCCACCACCACCACCACAACUUCCAACACCAAUACCAACACCAACACUUAUCCUAACAGCUUGAACAAUUCGUUGACCAAUUCCCCUAUCCAUGGUCUGCAAGUCAUGAUGAAUGACUCUUCAUCCAUGAGCAACAGCAUUGGCGACUUGAUGAAUUUCAACCUUGAUUCUUCAAUCUCUAAUGCCCCUGCCAAUGUUGCAUCUUUUGUUUCCAACCCUACCUCGACUACAAACUUACAAUCAUUAAUGGAUACCAACAAUAGCAAUGACAACAAGUUGUUUGCCAAUGCCGCCUUAAAAUCUUAUUCAUCUCCUAAUUUCGGCUUGCUAAAUUUGUCAGCAUUAUCCCAGCAAGACCUGGCCAAUAAUAAACCACAAUCAAACACCACCAAUACCACCAAUACCACCAGUCCUAACAACCAUAAGGUCACUUUCGACUUUGGGGACAACCGGCAAAAAGCCUGUGACUCUUUGUCAUCCUCGAGACUGUCAUCGGUGUCGGCGUCCGUGGUUACUUCUUCCGCCUCCGCGCUGGUAGUGACAGGGGGAGCUGUGACCACCGCACAGGAAGCGGAGGUGACCAAACCUGCCAAAUCCACCGCCGCUAAACCAAAGAAGAAAAGGGCCCCUCGCAAAAGACUCACCCCUCAUCAAAAACAAGCCCAUAAUAAAAUUGAAAAGCGUUAUAGAAUCAACAUCAACACCAAGAUCGCCAAUCUCCAACAGAUCAUCCCUUGGGUGAUGGGGGAAAAAACCGCGUUCAACAUUGGAGGAGUUGUCGAUGGUACCGGUGCCAACAUUGCCAAUGGAUCUCCGGGCACCACUUCUUCUGAUAAUGAACCAGUGGAACCUCCUAAGCUCAACAAGUCAAUGAUUUUGGAAAAAGCCAUCCAUUACAUUCUUCACUUACAAUCAGAAACCACCGUUCUUUCACGUCAAAACCAAUACUUACAAUCACAGAUGAUGACUAUCGGCGCCGCCGACGCCAAAACCCCUGAUGAAAUGGAUCAAGUGAUGCAGCUGGUCAAUGGGGUUUUGGGAGAAAUGAGUCUUGAAGAACAAGAGAAAUUGAAACUUGUGAUGCAAGAACGUGAAAAGAAGGAGCAAAAAGAAGAAGAAGGUAGUAGUGAUCCAGUCGAUGAAGCUGCUGCUAAUGCCGCUGAUACUGCCAAUAAUAAGAAAAAUAAUGAUAACAAGCAAGGGAAUGAUUCAAUACAGAUAAAGUCUGAAUUUGUCGACAGCUUAAUUCAAGGUAUCCUAUGA